Messenger RNA from Calliphora vicina (urban bluebottle blowfly), 1202 nucleotides. It is a transcript of the gene mdlc, whose product is annotated as RING finger protein mdlc. Gene Ontology annotation, molecular function: metal ion binding. Gene Ontology annotation, cellular component: U2-type spliceosomal complex. The record is from RefSeq and is a predicted model, not a curated record. The coding region runs from base 54 to 1070 and encodes 338 amino acids. The transcript is spliced from 3 exons. Gene Ontology annotation, biological process: snoRNA splicing. Lineage: Eukaryota; Metazoa; Arthropoda; Insecta; Diptera; Calliphoridae.
UAAGUCAGAAAAAUUGUAAACAAUAGCAAUAUUUUGGAAAACGUUUAGGUAAAAUGUCUCAAGGAGCUGCCGGAACCGAAGCAAGCUUUGGCUUUAAAAAAAGAAACCUAAAGAAACCUGCCUUUAGAAGAAAACAAGAAUCCAGUGAGGAAUCUGAUGACAAUAAAAGUGACCAAGAACAAACCACCAGUAGCACUGCUGUAAUAAGAGCCGAACAAAAACGUAAGCGUACAAAUCCCAACUUUCAAAGCACUAAACACUUGAUGGCCAAAAGAGAACGUCAAAAGAAGGACAACUCGACAAGCGAUGAAAGUGAUGAGGAACGCAAAGUAACCGUAUCGUACAAAUCCAAUCGUACCGCUCAACCUAAUGGUCCCCAAGAUCAGGGAGCUGCUUCCAUCAAUGAAGUUGACACUGAACUAGAUCGUGAUGCUCAGGCUAUACACGAAAAGGCCCUUAAAAUCAAUGAAGACCUGGAAGGCAAAGCAGAUGAUAAAAUUUAUCGUGGUAUUAACAAUUACGCUCAAUACUAUAAGAAACAAGAUACUGCUGCGGGGAAUGCAAGUUCUGGCAUGGUACGCAGGGGACCCAUUAGGGCACCAGCCCAUUUACGUGCUACAGUGAGGUGGGAUUAUCAGCCAGAUAUUUGUAAAGAUUACAAGGAGACUGGUUAUUGUGGUUUCGGUGAUAGUUGUAAGUUUUUGCACGAUCGUAGUGAUUAUAAGGCCGGCUGGCAAUUAGAAAUGGACUAUGCCGCACAACAAAAAGGUGAUUGUGAGUCGGACGAAGAUGAUAGCAAAUAUGAGAUACAUUCCGAUGAAGAAUCAUUGCCAUUUAAAUGUUUCAUAUGCCGUCAAAGUUUUGUCAAUCCUGUGAUUACAAAAUGCAAGCACUAUUUUUGUGAAAAAUGUGCUUUGGAAAAUUAUAAAAAAUCCCAACGUUGUUUUAUCUGCUCACAACAAACAAAUGGCAUAUUCAAUCCCGCCAAGGAUUUAAUUGCUAGGCUUAAAAAUCAUCCCGAUGCAGAUGAUCCGGGUCAUAGUGACAGUGAUGUGGCCGAUAGUGACUAAAUUACAUAUAUAAAGACAUAUUUGGCCAAAGCCUAACAUAAGAUUUGUUGAAUUGUGUUAUGCUCGCUAAGAAGAAUAAAUUUGACUUAUUAAAUACUAAAAAUUUUUUAAAUAAAAACAUAAAAAUACAAA